Messenger RNA from Sphaeramia orbicularis (orbiculate cardinalfish), 7757 nucleotides. RefSeq names its product caskin-1-like. The transcript is spliced from 22 exons. Gene Ontology annotation, molecular function: protein binding. Lineage: Eukaryota; Metazoa; Chordata; Actinopteri; Kurtiformes; Apogonidae. Bases 477 to 4790 code for a protein of 1437 amino acids. The record is from RefSeq and is a predicted model, not a curated record.
GCGGUGGCGGCGACAGCGGUCACACCGUCAGCGGCCCGUGCAGUUUAUUCUGCGGUUUGAGCGCUCGUGAGAUUUCAGCAGUGUGGUUUGUCCCAGCAUACAGGAGGGCGCUCGAGCUCCAUCGUUUUCACGCACGGCACGCACGUAGACCCGGUGAAAUCGUCACGCGGAUAGAAUUUGUAGAGCCUGUCGCGAGUGCUUGUGCGCGGUCAGAGAGCAUCCCGACAGAGCGAGGUCGGUGAGCGGCGUCGGGUCGGUGGCACCGGGGGGAAGCGGAGACAGAGCAGAGAGGGGCGUGCGCCGGACUCCUGGCCGAACCGGAGUGACCCAGUCCCGGCUGCGACCAUCCCUCCGCGCCUCAGCUCCAGCGGGAGGCCCGGAGUGGCGGCAGGAUGUAGCAGCGGAUUAACGGAUGAGAGAGGGGCGCUCAGAGGCAGAGAGCGGGACCGAACGGACCGAGGCAGGACGGAGGGGACAUGGGGAAGGACCAGGAGCUGCUCCAGGCCGUGAAGACCGAGGACCUGCUGACAGCUCAGCGGCUUCUCCAGAGACCUCGGCCAGGGAAAGCCAAGCUACUCGGAGCAGCAAAGCGGGUAAACGUCAACAUCCAGGAUGCAGAUGGAUUGUCCCCGCUGCACUAUGCUGCUCUGAGUGGGAACAAGGAGCUCAUCUCUUUGCUGUUGGAGGCCCAGGCAGCAGUGGACAUUAAGGACCAUAAAGGGAUGCGUCCUCUGCAUUAUGCUUCAUGGCAGGGGAAGACUGAACCGAUGAAAAUGCUGCUGAAGGCAGGUUCGUCAGUCAAUGGACAGUCAGAUGAAGGACAGAUCCCUCUUCACCUAUCAGCUCAGCAUGGACACUAUGAUGGGUCGGAGAUGUUGCUCCAACACCAGUCCAACCCGUGCAUCUCCGAUGCAGCUGGAAAAACUCCACUGGACCUCGCCUGUGAAUUUGGACGUGUCGGGGUGGUCCAGCUCCUGCUCAGCAGUAACAUGUGUGCAGCCAUGUUGGAACCAAAACCCUCCGACCCCAACGGAGUGUCACCUCUCCAUCUGGCUGCCAAGAACGGGCACAUUGAAGUCAUACGGUUGCUGAUUCAGGCUGGUAUAGAUAUCAACAGACAGUCAGAGUCGGGGACAGCGCUACAUCAGGCUGCCCUCUGUGGGAAGACGGAGGUAGUACGACUGCUGCUGGAUAGUGGCAUCAGUGCAGGAGUGAGAAACACUCUGAGUCAGACUGCCCUGGAUAUUGUUAAUCAGUUCACCACUACACAGGCCAGCAGAGAGAUCAAGCAGCUACUGAGAGAUGCAUCGGCUGCGAUGCAGGUGCGAGCGCUGAAGGAUUACUGCAACAACUAUGACCUGACCAGUCUCAACAUUAAAGCUGGAGAUAUUAUCACGGUUUUGGAGCAGCACUCUGACGGCCGAUGGAAAGGCUGUAUCCAUGACAAUCGCACAGGCAAUGACCGAGUGGGUUAUUUUCCCUCCAACAUGGUGGAAGUCAUCAAGAGGGCAGGCCACUCCCCCUCCCAGACGUGCCACACCCUCCUGCUCCGCAGACCCAACCCCUGCCCCAUUGCCUCGGUCAACGGACACUCAUACCCCCCUUCCAAAGUCCUCCCGUUGCAUCUGCCUCCCCCUCCUCCCUCUCAUUCCAACACACAGUCCCUCCCAAUGUUCUCCUCCUUCGGGUACGUUCCUCUUCCCAUAUCUCCUCCUUCUCUGUCCACUCCUCCUCCUCUCUGUUCUACUCCUCCUCCUCCUCCUCCUCCUCCUCCUCCUCUCUCCACUUCUCAGGAGCAGCAAAGUCAGACAGGUUCACGGACUGCAGAGCUCAGUCCUCAGGGCUCUCCCACUCUGGGACAGCCGAGCAGCACCACAGAGGAUAUCUGGGUGUUGCGUAAACCACUGGCAGGAGGUGACCGCAGUGGCAGUGUGGGCAGCAUUGGCAGCGCUCGCUCAUCCAGCAGCCUGCAGAGUUCUGGAAACACACAUGUCCUGACUACACCUGCACCCAGUCCACAUCCAGCACCCACACCAGGAGUCAAUACACAUGGCCUUAAUGCUCCAGGCCUCCACGCUCAGGCCGAAGGGGUCAAGCUUCUGGCCACCGUGCUGUCCCAGUCUGUAAAAGCCAAGGAGCAUCUCUUGGAGCAGUCGCAGUCUGUUGAGCAGUCAGCAAGCUCCUCUAGUUGCACAGUCCAUGAACAGCGGUCAUUUGAACGGAAGGCAGAGGAGGAUGAUGGGAAAAAGCAGGCAGUAGUGGCGUGGCUUGGUGAGUUUCAGCUGCAGUUCUACACCACCCACUUCCUCACCGCGGGAUAUGAUCUAGACACCAUUAGCCGCAUGACCCCUGAGGACCUGACGGCUAUUGGGGUCAUGAAGCCUGGACAUCGAAAGAAGUUAACAUCAGAGAUUAGCAAACUGCCCUCCACAGACUGGCUUCCAGAUCACAAGCCUGCUAAUCUGGCAGACUGGCUGACUCAUCUGGGUCUUAGUCAGUACUACCAGGUUCUGGUCCAGAAUGGAUAUGAAAACAUUGACUUCAUCUCUGAUAUUAGCCUUGAGGAUCUGCAAGAGAUUGGCAUUACUAAGCUCGGUCAUCAGAAGAAGCUGAUGUUGGGGGUGAAAAAGCUGAAGGAGCUACAGAGAGGUGAAGGUGGCUCUGAGCCCCCCCAGAGUCCAUCUGCAUCUACACCUCCAUCCAGCCCCGGAGGCAGUGCUGGCACCGAGGCCAGAAAGGAGGCGAGGAAGCAGCGGGACGGUGCCCCCAGCCCUUUGGCCAAACCUCGACCAGGCCUCACUCAUUCACAGACCCCUCCCCCCCAAACACCAACACAAACUCCACCACAAACCCCCCCACACAGCCGGACCCAGCAGGCCUCCCCCAGAGCUCGGCCUCGUCCUUCCACCCAGAUGGCGGCGUUGGACUCCUCUGUGCCGCUGCUCCGACUCCCCAGCGAGGAAGAAGAACGGAGGAGAACUCACAGUCUGAUUGGCUCAGAAUCAGACUCUCGAUAUGCCACCGUUUGCCGCAGCAGCUCUUCGCGAGCCGCUAAUGAUGUCACUGUUAAUCGCAGCCAAUCAUCUGUUACACUCCGUCCCCGUCGGAAAGGUCGGCCCCCCACACCUCCAAAACGAUCUUGUUCUUCUAUUACUGGGGGUGACGGGGAGGGAGAAGGGCAGGGGGAGGGGCUACUAGGACUGCCAACCUAUCGAGAGCGGCGGGCGAGCGACUGCGGCAGCCUGGGAGCAGCGUUAAGAGCUCAGGAAUCAGCAGGCCUGGAGAGAUCAGAGGGGGCUUCUGGGAGCGUUCGAAGCCUUGCCGCUUUGCUGGAAACAACCAUGGUGGGAGGAGCCAAAACCCUGCCGAGGAAUCUGGGAAGCAAUGCCAGUUACCUACAGGUGAGCCCGCCUGUACUUCGUCGGCAGUCUGGCUCAGGCGGUCUUGGAUCUGAGGAGGAUGAUGUCAUCAACCGCCGCAGGACCAUCAGUGGACCAGAAGGUGAUCAGGUUAACCUUUCACCUCGACAACCGCCUCAGCAGCGACCAGAGCCACGGCCUCGGUCCACCGUGCUAAGCUCAUCGUCAGAAACCCCAGAUGGUACGGCAACACUCAGAAGGAAGCCCCGUCCUGUGGCUACAGACUCUGAAGCCCCUGCAAUUGUGGCUACCACUGUUGUUACCAUGACAACUAGCGCUGACACCAUUCGAAGGAGACCGCACCCGAGCGAGUCUUCAGAAAGUGUCAUUCAAAGCAAUAAGCCGUUAGAGUCUCCCAGCAGUCAAAGAGAUAGUAGCCGGAAACCUGGAGAGGAGCCGCAGCAGAAUGGGGGCGUGGUGCUGAGACGGAGGCCGGUGUCUGAGGUCUCCGAUAGGACGGAAAUCAAACAGGACAGCUGUGAGUGGAUGGAGGCUAGGAAGUGUCUGAAGCCACCUGUUUCACCAAAACCAUCCACGGUUUCCCUGAAGAAGAGUCAGGCUGACCCCCCCACCCCAACACGCAGGGUCCCCUUGCCUGGACCUGACAGUGGUGACACAGCACAGAGCCCCGAGCCCAAACGUGUCCCUCCUCCUAUUUCCCCCAAACCUCGUGGACCUCCAACGGCUCCCAAACCUGGCAAAGCAAUCGUAGCUUCAGCUACAAUGAGCCCAAGUCCUGCUGCUACCAGCCCAGCUACAGCCAGCCCCACCCCAGUCCAAACCCCCACUCCGGCCCCCAGACCCACCUCCCCCCUCCCCGCUGCACCUCUUCCAGCUCCUGAAACCCCUUCAGCUCCCUCCCUUUCUCCAGGACUCCCUCUGACCUCCCCAUCUCCAGCUCAGAGCCCCUCCACCCCAUCCCCGCACCCCGUCAAACCCCCUCGCUCCUCCAUCGCCGGUCUCUCCAUCGACCUGCUGGGAGGACGGGAGCUGGAGGAGGAAGAGGAGAGAAGGAGGGAGGAAGAGGAGAGGAGAAGAAAGAGGGAUCACAAGAGGCAUAAAGAGCAGGAAGAGGGGGAGGAGGAGAGGAAGAAAGCAGAGGAAGACAAUCUGAGGGAGAUGGAGGAGAAGGAUGGAGUGAGGGAGGAGUUGGAGAGUGAAGCAGAAGGAGAGCAGGAGGAGGUGCAGCAUCGUCUGGAGGAAACCAGCGCCUCCUUGGCUGCAGCUCUGCAGGCUGUCGAACAUAAAAUCAAACAGGAGGAUGCACAAAAUGACUCUCUCUCCAGCAAAAAGGCAGCCGGCUCCAUCUUGGAUGACAUCGGAAGCAUGUUUGACGAUUUGGCAGACCAGCUGGAUGCGAUGCUUGACUGAUCUCCUGCCCAUGUCGUCUCAUUUCUCAGCAAACCCUCUUCCUUUUCCCAUCAUGUGUAGAUGUUUCAGAAAAGAAAAAAAAAAAAAGAAGUUAAACAGCUCCCCUGAGGUUCACUUCAAAGCUGGCGCUCAGUGAGUGUUUGAGCGUAUGUCCCUCCCACUGCGUGAGCGCCUCUAAUGUAGCCUUGUACAGCAUAACUGAGGAGGGUCUUCUUCUUCGUCUGGUACAGUAGCUCUUAUAGUACGCCUCCUGUUUGCGAGGAGGCCGCUUCCACACAACCUCUGACCUCUGCAGCCCAGCGAGUCACUGCUCAGCCCUCAGACGGGGACGGCUGUGUGGAUCAAGAAGCACAAUCAUUUCCCUCAUCGUUUUAUCUCGACAGACUCUGGCUAGGACAGAGAUGCUAACUCAGUCAGACAGGCAGACAGACAGAUAAGUAUUCUGCUGCAGACAUAAGCACAUAAACUGACAGACAGACAGACAGCUACAGGAGGAGAAUACAGAUUAGACAUGAGAGAGAAUUUAUAAAAGUACAGUUUCAAGCACAUGGAAGGACAUUGUGAGUCUGUCUAAUUCCUGGGAUGUCAAAAGAAUGCAUUUUUUCCAGAUGAAUCCUAGCCUCUAUUUCUCUUCUGUAUGAGUGAUGGAUAUGGUUAGCCGGACUUCCUGAACCUGUGUGCUGUCUCUGUUCAUGUUGUUGUUGUUGCUGUUGUUGUUAUUGUUGACGUUGUUGUCGUUCUGAGUGUGUGUGUAGUCCCUGCUGAUGCUCAUGUCAGUGUCCUCCCACUCGUACAGUAGUUAUUCUAACAAUCAGAGCGACAAUAUAGGUGUGUGUCCAUGACUUUUGAGACACUUACACACAUAUAAACACAUUUACACACAUUUACACACACACAUACAUGAAUGGAGCUCAUUUCCUGCCAAAACCAAACAAAUGGAAAAGGUUCUAUAAAUACCCUGCAAAUUACGAACAAACACAGUGUGGUGUGCAAAAAGAAAACGUGAGUGAAAAACUAAUGCAUUUUGUUUUUUGAACAUAGAACAUAAAAAUACACAUUUCUGAUUCACAGUAGCUGGGUUUCCGUUAACGUCAGAAAUGCGCAAAAUGUAAAUUGCAGAAGAGAAAACUGAUAAUGAAAACAGAAAUGUCGCAAAAACUGUCAAAGAUCGCAAAAAGGUUUUUAUGAGGCAGUUUCUGAGACGUUUCGAUAUAGAAGUAUGGCGCAAAAGUGUAAUGGAAACAUUUUGCGUAUUUUCACUUGUCAUGGGCAUGACAAGUCCGGUGCCACGAGAGAUUUAAUAACUAACAGUUCAUAAAAUGUUAGUGUUAGUAUUAGGUCAUUCAGAAAUUCUGGAUGCACAACUCAUUGGUGAAUUCUGUACAGUUCUCUCCAAGAAAUCCAUUAUGCGUGGUCAUAAAGAAGGACUGCCUUGGGACGAUGAUGUGCACCUGCACAAUGAAAUUGUGAGGUACGCAUGGACUGCACCCCCCCCUGUGAGAACUAUGACAUUGCGAGACGGGUAGACGGGACUUUACUAGAAUCACACAUUACAAGCCAAACACAUACAAGUACUUUGUUGAAAUUGUAGAAAUAUCGCUUUUAUUUUGCAGAAAACUGUAAUGGAAACCCAGCUAGUGUUUCAGAAACAAAUACAGUUUGUGGCACCAAGGUGGUGUUGACUAAAAUUAGACGCUUCCAAACAGCAGUAGUCAACCCAAUGGGAGAUGUCACAGAGGUUGUAUCCAUAUUUUACAUACAGUCUGAUGUGUGUGACUGGAAUUUAACGGUGGAUCCCAGUUUUUUUUGCCCCCAUAAGACAUGCUGUAUUUGCCUCUGAUGCACAGUGUAAUUGAAAUAUUUUAUUUUUUCAAGUGAUUUAUUUGUUUUGCAUAUGAGAAACAAAAUACAUUCACCUGUUUAUCAUAUUUUCUAUUGGCAGAUUAUACUGUGUUUUUUUUUGUGAAUCACAGGGUCUAUUGUUUGUUUGCUGAGUUUUGUCAGGGAUCUAACUCCAUACUCAUUAACAUUGGUUUAAUCUUGCUGGUGUUCUGCUUUGUUGGUGUUGGAGUUUUUGCUUGAAAAUGAAUCUACACAUAUACAUUAAAUGACCUACACACAUGCAAAGACACAUAUACAAACACAGUCAUACGGUGUAUCCCUUUGUCCUGCUGCAGUGAACAGUGUUUUUAAAAGAUACUCCUAUAUUUCAAUGCUUUAUAUAGUACAUCCAGUAUACAUACAUAGAGUUUAUAAUAUACCUGGUAUAUGAGCUGUUAGAGCUCCCUCUAGUGUUGCUUAGUGAAACUGCCUCUAGUCUGCUCACCUUCCAUCUUGUCUCUCCUCUUGUGUCUGUUCUGUUAACUCUGCAUCUCUCUGUGCCUUGGUAGUGUUCUUUCACAUCUAUUUCAAUAAUUUUGCUCCAUUUACUCUUGUAUUCCUGCUUUAACAUGUUAAAUCGUUUCUGUUUCCUUAUGAACCUUCACUCCUUCUGUGUCUGUGAUGUCAACAGUGGCACAUAGAUUGCUUUGUUUGUCCGUUAAACUCCUGUGUAACCAUCGAAAAGCCUUUAUAAACUCCCUGUAAGCUGGUUUCAGUUGGCUCCGCUCUUCCUUGGAUCCCCAGUUUUUCAGUGCCCCCCCCCCACCCCCCCAUGUAGAGGCCAGACAGUGGAUCAAACACCAGUGUUCAUCCCAAUAAAGAGUCCACUUGUAUUUUUAUGCUCUUUGAAAACAAAGAUAUAUUUGAGAGACAGAUGGUUCUAUGUGAAUAAAACGAUGCUAAUAAUUCUAAACACUGAUUUGAGGUGAGCUGAUUGAGCCUGUACAUUUAUGGUUGAGUUCUGGAUGUGUCGUGACGGCUGUUGUGCCAUGGUUGGGUUUCGGUUGUGUUUCUGCUGUGAUGAUGCAUUCCUGUACAGCUGUGAUCAGAAUAAAUGUAUAAAUAAACCUUAAAUAACUGUUUAAA